Molecule: messenger RNA, 1407 nt
Organism: Canariomyces notabilis
Lineage: Eukaryota; Fungi; Ascomycota; Sordariomycetes; Sordariales; Chaetomiaceae
Exons: 2
Coding region: 1-1407 (468 amino acids)
Source: RefSeq, a predicted model, not a curated record
AUGCUCGUAGCAUUACCCAGCCGGCGCCUGGGUGCCGCCAUACUACUGGCAUUCCUUGUCAUAUUCAGCUUGACGCUGCUUUCUCCCAGAGAAAAGCUUCACAACUUCUUACAGCAGAAACUCGAACUCGAAAGCAAGCCCGAACCCCCGUCAUCGCCAACUCCACCGCACCCAAAGUACAAACCGACGCCGACCUAUACUCCGCCCCCGGUCAAGGAUAACUUCCCCUUACUGGCGACUUCAACGCCUCCACCAAUCCCGGAAUGGAACAGGCCACGCAAAGACGCCUACAAAGACUACAAUCUCCCCGUCCCGCCACCGCUCCUCAUCGGCUUCACACGCACAUGGCCCGUCCUUCUCCAGGCCGUCGUCAGCUACAUCACGGCCGGAUGGCCGCCAGAACAGAUAUACGUGGUUGAGAACACGGGCGUCCAGCAGGCGAACGCCCGCGGCCAGUUGUCGCUGCAGAACCCCCUUUAUCUGAACCACACCGUCCUCAAAACCCUCGGCGUCAACAUCGUCCAGACACCCACGCUCCUGAAUUUCGCCCAGAUGCAGAACUUCUUCCUUUCCCUCACCUACGCCAACAACUGGCCCUACUUCUUCUGGAGCCACAUGGACGUCCUCGCCCUGUCGUUCGAGGACGGCUUCGACGACCUUACGCCCCGGUACAACCAGCCGGGGUACAAGACGCUGUACGAGCUGGCCUUGACCACGCUGGCCGAGACGCGGUCCUCGGAUCCGCGCUGGGCGACGCGCUUCUUCGCCUACGACCACCUCGCCGCCGUCAACCCGGCCGCGUACGAGGACGUGGGCGGUUGGGACACGCUCAUCCCCUACUACAUGACCGACUGCGACAUGCACUCGCGCCUGCUCAUGCGCAACUGGACCAUGCGCGACGCUAAAGCGGGCAUCAUCACCGACGUCGCCUCCGCCCUCGAGGACCUGAGCGUCCUAUACCGAGUCGACGGCUUCGAGCCGGCCUUUGUCGACCCGAAUCCACCGCCACCACCACCACCACCCAACAACAGCAACAAGAACGAGCGCGACCUCCAAACGACGGCGGCAAGCCAGCGGCGACGCAGCAGCGCACAAAACUGUCCGAAUCUGGCGCCCCGCGAUGACCCCAACCUGGCAAAGUGGCAUGCGCUGCGGAUAAUGUCCGACAAGAUGUUCCAGCACAAACACGGCGACCGAGACCGCAACACAUGGCAGCUCGGCCAGCGCGGUGGGCACGGCGAGCCCUUCUACUACCCAGCCGCCGGGCUGGCCGAGGGCAUCGACGUCCUGACCGAGGCCGGCAGGGAGGUGUACCGGCGCAAGUGGGGCCACCGCAACUGUGAUCUGAUCUCGGGCGCGGGGCUGUCUUUUGAGGACGCCUGGCUUGUCGAGAAGGACUGGGACUGA